Messenger RNA from Truncatella angustata, 1929 nucleotides. RefSeq names its product mitochondrial carrier domain-containing protein. The record is from RefSeq and is a predicted model, not a curated record. Gene Ontology annotation, biological process: transmembrane transport. Lineage: Eukaryota; Fungi; Ascomycota; Sordariomycetes; Amphisphaeriales; Sporocadaceae. Gene Ontology annotation, molecular function: ATP transmembrane transporter activity; calcium ion binding. The transcript has 8 exons. The coding region runs from base 1 to 1929 and encodes 642 amino acids.
AUGAAGGUCACGGAUGUGGUCUCAGAGAUAGAGUUGGAAAUGGAGGAAUCACAGAACGCGCGAGACGCCCGAGUCGAGGCCUUGUGGAAGAGGCUGGACUAUCAAGGCAAGGGCGAACUGGACUGGAAAGCAUUACAGCGUGGCCUGAAGAAGAUCGACCAUCCUCUCAAAAACGCCGACGGAAUGCUUCAAGAGAUUGUAAAGGUCGUCGACAGUGAUGGAGAUGGGAAAAUCCAAUAUGAAGAAUUCAAGAGCUUCGUGAGAGCAGCCGAGCGCCAACUUUACCUACUCUUCAAGACCAUCGAUCAUGACAAGAACGGAAAGCUCGACAAGCACGAGCUCCAGACAGCUUUCCAACGAGCUGGCCUAGCAAUACCAAUGCGACGACUUGGCUCCUUCUUUGAGGACAUCGACAUGAACAAUGACGGAUACAUCAGUUUUGACGAGUGGAGGGACUUUCUCCUGUUCAUGCCGAACCAGGACGCCUCAGCUACUUUGCGUGCUGUCUUUACCUUUUACUCAGACAUUGUGACCGUUAGUGCUGAGGGGGAUUCAGUGCUCAACAACGAUACUCUGCAAAGUAUAGGUACGACUUUAAAAUCUCUUAUGCUACCUCUCUUUGGUUCGAUUAUCAGAAUUGCCUCUCCUUCGGACCAAGACCACGAUCGAACCCAUGGGCCCCAUUCACGAGCACAGCCAGAUCUUGCAGCGACUUCCAAGGAACUGCUUCUAUCAUCACAAGAAAACCAUCAGCAGCCAGUGCGUCAACUCAGCGACACUACCGAAAUGGAGGCAGGUGGUAAUCGUCAACUUGCUACCACCGCAAGCAAAACUGCAAACGCAUUGCGCGGCGUUACGUCGCCCUUGAAAACGCCUACAACGUCGGCCAACCCCACUCCACGAGGCACUGAUGAAUCUGAAUUGAGUGAAGAGACAAUUAGCGUGACAAGUUGGCUGAUUAAGCACCUUCCCGAUUCAGGCUACUUUGUCGCCGGUGCUGUCGCGGGAGGUAUCUCACGUACCGCCACUGCUCCCCUCGAUCGAUUGAAGGUUUACCUCCUGGUGAAUACUAAGGCCACAAACUAUGCCGCUGUUGAUGCUGCCAAAAAUGGCCGCCCAUUAGCCGCGGUAACAAACGCUGCCCGAUCUUUUUGGGGAGCUACCACAGAACUCUACCGAAAUGGAGGAUUGAAGGGAUUCUUUGCAGGAAACGGCCUAAAUGUCAUCAAAAUCAUGCCGGAGACGGCCAUGCGCUUCGGAGCCUACGAGGCCGCAAAAAACACCCUCGCACAACUUGAAGGUCAUGGCGACACGAAACAUAUUAACCCUUACAGCAAGUUUGCUGCCGGAGGUUUGGCUGGCAUGACAGCUCAAUUCUUCGUUUACCCUCUGGAUACCCUAAAAUUCCGGCUUCAAUCUGAAUAUGUUGCCGAGGGAAAGCGCGGCUUUCCCCUACUACUGCAGACAGCAAAGAAGAUGAGAGCUGAAGGUGGACUAAAGCCAUGGUAUCGUGGCGUCACAAUGGGUCUCAUUGGCAUGUUUCCCUACUCGGCGCUCGACAUGGGUACGUUCGAGUUCUUCAAGACAUCCUGGAUCACAUAUCAGGCGAAGAAACUGGGCGUACACGAAGAAGACGUGCCUCACCCCUCUGGUGUGUUGACCGGCAUCAUGGGAGCAACAUCUGGGGCUUUUGGUGCUUCAGUGGUCUACCCUUUGAAUGUCCUGCGAACUCGACUUCAGACCCAGGGAACCAGCAUGCAUCCGGCACGCUACACGGGCAUAUGGGAUGUUGCGCAGAAGACACUGAGGAAUGAAGGUCCCCGUGGACUUUACAAAGGGCUCCUGCCGAACUUGCUCAAGGUUGCACCCGCGCUUAGUAUUACGUGGAUAGUAUACGAAAAAGCAAAGGACAUGCUGGAGCUAGAUUAA